Molecule: messenger RNA, 4380 nt
Organism: Cervus elaphus (red deer)
Lineage: Eukaryota; Metazoa; Chordata; Mammalia; Artiodactyla; Cervidae
Gene: CDH4
Product: cadherin 4
Exons: 16
Coding region: 223-2967 (914 amino acids)
Biological process (GO): cell morphogenesis; calcium-dependent cell-cell adhesion; homophilic cell-cell adhesion
Cellular component (GO): adherens junction; catenin complex; plasma membrane
Molecular function (GO): calcium ion binding; cadherin binding
Source: RefSeq, a predicted model, not a curated record
GAGGCCCGCGGACGCACCGGCCCGAGGGAGCGCGCCGCCCGCUGGACUUGGCCUCGCUCCCGGAGUCGGGCGGCGGUCGCGGCGGCGCAGCCUGGCCGGAGGCGCCGGGCCCGCUAGAGCGGCGGCGGCGGCGAUCUGAGCAGCGUGAUCCGGACGGCUGCGGGGAGCGGGCUCCGGGCGCCGGGCAUCGGGCGGGCGCUGGGGCGCGGCGCGGCGGGGAAGAUGACCGCGGGCUCGGGCGUGCUCCUCGUGCUGCUCUCGCUCUCCGGCGCGCUCCGGGCCCACAAUGGGGAUCUUACAGCCAGGGAGACCUGCAAGGCUGGAUUCUCUGAAGAAGAUUACACAGCAUUAAUCUCCCAGAAUAUUCUGGAAGGAGAGAAGGUCCUCAAAGUCAAGUUCAGCAGCUGCCUGGGGACCAAGGGGAUGCACUAUGAGACCAACAGCAUGGACUUCAAGGUCGGGGCCGACGGGACGGUCUUUGCCACACGGGAGCUGCGCAUCCCCUCCGAGCAGGUGGCCUUCACCGUGACUGCGUGGGACCACCAGACGGCUGAGCGCUGGGAUGCCGCAGUGCGGCUGCUGGUGGCCCAGACCUCGUCCACGCACUCCGGACACAAGAAAGGAAAGAAGAACGCAGCCCUGGACCCCGUCCAGCCUCCGAAUGACACGCUGCUGCCAUGGCCGCAGCACCAGAGCUCCAACGGGCUGAGGCGGCAGAAACGGGACUGGGUCAUCCCACCCAUCAACGUGCCGGAGAACUCACGCGGGCCCUUCCCGCAGCAGCUGGUGAGGAUCCGGUCCGACAAGGACAAUGACAUCCCCAUCCGAUACAGCAUCACAGGCGUGGGCGCCGACCAGCCCCCCAUGGAGGUCUUCAGCAUCGACUCCAUGUCCGGCCGGAUGUACGUCACACGGCCCAUGGAUCGGGAGGAGCGAGCCUCCUACCAUCUCCGAGCACAUGCUGUGGAUAUGAACGGCAACAAGGUGGAGAACCCCAUCGACCUGUACAUCUAUGUCAUCGACAUGAACGACAACCGCCCCGAGUUCCUCAACCAGGUGUAUAACGGCUCCGUGGACGAAGGCUCCAAGCCAGGCACCUACGUGAUGACAGUCACGGCCAACGACGCGGAUGACGCCACCACAGCCAACGGGAUGGUGCGCUACCGGAUCGUGACGCAGACCCCGCAGAGCCCCUCCCAGAACAUGUUCACCAUCAACAGUGAAACAGGCGACAUCGUGACUGUGGCCGCUGGCCUGGACCGAGAGAAAGUCCAGCAGUACAUGGUCAUCAUUCAGGCCACAGACAUGGAAGGGAACCUGAACUACGGCCUCUCCAACACAGCCACCGCCAUCAUCACAGUGACGGACGUGAACGACAACCCACCGGAGUUCACUGCCAGUACGUACGCUGGGGAAGUUCCAGAAAACCGGGUGGAGAUGGUGGUGGCAAACCUCACAGUGAUGGACCGAGAUCAGCCGCACUCCCCGAACUGGAACGCCGUCUACCGCAUCAUCAGUGGGGACCCCUCGGGCCACUUCAGCGUCCGCACAGACCCCACCACCAACGAGGGCAUGGUCACCGUGGUUAAGGCAGUCGACUAUGAGCUGAACAGAGCAUUCAUGCUGACUGUGAUGGUGUCCAACCAGGCGCCCCUGGCCAGCGGGAUCCAGAUGUCCUUCCAGUCCACGGCGGGGGUGACCAUCUCCGUCAUGGACAUCAACGAGGCCCCCUACUUCCCCUCCAACCACAAGCUGAUCCGCCUGGAGGAGGGCGUGCCCACUGGCACCGUACUCACCACGUUCUCAGCAGUGGACCCCGACCGGUUCAUGCAGCAGGCUGUGAGAUACUCAAAGCUUUCAGACCCAGCGAACUGGCUACACAUUAACGCCACCAACGGCCAGAUCAGCACGGCGGCUGUGCUUGACCGCGAGUCUCUCUACAUCAAGAACAACGUCUAUGAGGCCACUUUCCUGGCGGCUGACAAUGGGAUCCCCCCGGCCAGUGGUACUGGGACCCUCCAGAUCUAUCUUAUUGACAUCAACGACAACGCCCCUGAGCUGCUGCCCAAGGAGGCGCAGGUCUGUGAGAAGCCCAGCCUGAAUGCCAUCAACAUCACAGCGGCUGAUGCUGACGUGGACCCCAACAUCGGGCCCUACGUCUUCGAGCUGCCCUUCGUUCCGGCAAGCGUGCGCAACAACUGGACUGUCACCCGCCUCAAUGGUGACUACGCCCAGCUCAGCCUGCGCGUCCUGCACCUGGAGGCCGGGGUGUAUGACGUCCCCAUCACCGUCACGGACUCGGGGAACCCGCCACUGUCCCACACGUCCAUCAUCAAAGUCAAGGUGUGCCCAUGCGACGACAACGGCGACUGCACCACCGUGGGCGCAGUGGCGGCAGCCGGGCUGGGCACAGGUGCCAUUGUGGCCAUCCUUAUCUGCAUCGUCAUGCUGCUCACCAUGGUCCUGCUCUUUGUCGUGUGGAUGAAGCGGCGGGAGAAGGAGCGUCACACAAAGCAGCUGCUCAUCGACCCCGAGGACGACGUGCGGGACAACAUCCUCAAGUACGACGAGGAAGGGGGCGGCGAGGAGGACCAGGACUAUGACCUCAGCCAGCUACAGCAGCCAGAGGCCAUGGAGCACGUGCUGAGCAAGGCCCCCGGAGUGCGGCGGGUGGACGAGAGGCCCGUGGGCGCCGAACCCCAGUACCCAGUCAGGCCCGUGGUGCCCCACCCGGGAGACAUCGGCGACUUCAUCAACGAGGGACUGCGCGCAGCCGACAAUGACCCCACGGCGCCCCCAUACGACUCGCUGCUGGUGUUUGACUACGAGGGCAGCGGCUCCACAGCAGGCUCCGUCAGCUCCCUGGACUCCUCCAGCUCCGGAGACCAGGACUACGACUACCUGAACGACUGGGGGCCCAGAUUCAAGAAGCUAGCGGACAUGUACGGAGGCGGUGAGGAGGAUUAACGGGCCUCCCCGCCGGACGCAAGGAUGGACAGACGGACGGACGGGAGGAGCAGGACUGGAGGAGGCAACGGGCCUUCCCGACCCGCAAGGCCAUGUCACUCCGUGGUGGGGGUCCCCGCCCUGCCCCCGCCCCAGCUGUCUGGCAUGAACACUUGACCCGCGGCUGACUCAGCACUGAGGAGAGCAAGAGGCACUCUGUCUUAACUUGAAUUUCUUAGGACAGAAGCACUGUUUUAAAAAAAAAAUGAAAGUGCCUUUUGGUACAUGUAUCAGAUUCCCUCAAACUCAGGAGCGACUAAAAGCAAGCAGACAGACCCCCCACCCGGUCCUGAGCACCUCUAGCCCUGGCUAGUCCCAGCUCUGAAGGCACCAAUUAAGGAAUUGGGAAGAAUGUGUCCUUUUUUUUUUUUUUUUAAAUCUUUUAUCAAGAAAACAAAUGGGUGACUCGCUUGACAAAAUUGACAAAGAACAACGGGUCUAAACCCCAUCAGCCCCUCUGAGUCCUCAUGCUUUGCUGUCCACAGUCAGGGUCUCCUACCCCAUGGGGUCCCCAGGUCAGCACGAAGACCCACCUUCAGCUUCUGCAGCAGCGAGUCCCCUGGGUGCAGGCCAAGCCCGUGGACCCAAGACCCACUGUGACUCUGACUUUUGCCCCGACUCCCAGAAUCUGGAAACAGCUGGGGCCAUCCCUGAUGUUCCCCAUGGCUGCCCCUGGCCAUCCCCAGGGCCCCCCAGUCAAUCAUUAGGCCUCCCCCAGGGCCAACUGUGACCCUGAAAGCCACCCAGGUCCCCACUAUCUUUGGACCAAGACAGUAUGGUGUCCCAAGAAACCACAAGCAAAACCAGCCAGCAUCCCACCAACCCCUGGCAUGAACCCUCCACCCUCUCAAUGAGACUCCCAAGGAACCCCAAGUCAAAGGCCCCCAGACACGCACCAGUCCAGGCCCCAAAGGCUCUGGAUGUCUCUGGCCACCGGCAGGGCUGCACCGACCACAGGGAGAGCUGAUGCUCACUUGGGGUCCAGAAACCAUCACAGCCAGCAGGAGACUCUGGGGUCUGCCCCAGCCCUGCCCCUCUGGACCGGUCUCUGGAACCCAGGAGCUGACAAGGAUGGCAGAGGUCUACUCCAAUGCCGGAACAGUCCCAUCAUCCGUGCCGUCCAUCCCACACAUGUGUCUGGGCCAUGCCUGCCGGGAACAGUCUCCUUUCCUUUGGACCCAUGUCAGCACCCAGCAGCUGCUGGGCCAGUUAGCUGCUCAAGCUCUCAGACCUGGAUGUGCCCUCUUGAUGGGCAGUGUGACUCUCAAGCCAGACUCCAGGCUCAGUUCCACAGGACAGCAAGAGGCGCUGCGUCCCAAGGACCCACCGGAGCCCCUGCUGUGUUUGCCAGGGUUGCGGGGGGUGGGCAGCUAG